CAAGUUUUACCCUCAGGUUAUAAUGAGAGAGAUGGACUUGAGGAAUGUCCGGCUGUGGUCUUGGAGGAGGAGAAGUUGAAGCGAGAAGUAUACAUAUAUACACAUGCACACUGCACAGGUUUGAGUCAACGGAAAGCAGUGUGAGUGGACACAUCCCUACAGCUCGAAGAGAAGAGAAGAGAAGCUAACUUGAGCAGACAUGGCAGAUGACACCUUUAAGCAGGAGUUCCUGGAGACCCACAAUCAGUACAGGAAGAAGCAUCAAGCCACAGACCUGACGAUAAACGACGAGAUGUGUAGAUCUGCUCAAGAGUGGGCAGAUCACCUGCUGAGCAUUAAAACCCUUAAGCACAGUGACACGGAGAAUGGGGAAAAUGUGUAUUAUUCCUAUAGCUCUGCCACCAAGCAGAUCACAGGGAAAGAGGCUGUAGAAUGUUGGUACGGUGAGAUCAAGGAUUACAACUUUGAAAAACCAGGGUUUCAAUCCAAUACAGGGCACUUCACCCAAGUUGUGUGGAAAUCUACGACAGAGGUCGGAGUAGGAAUGGCUACUGAUGGAAACACUGUUUUUGUUGUUGGUCAAUACAGCCCUGCUGGAAACAUAACCAAUCCUGGUUACUAUAAGGAAAAUGUUCUACCAGCAGCUGAAUAAUUAUGUGAAAGAUAUAAUACCUUGCAAUCAUAUGCACGUGUUUCUAAUUUGAAUACUCAAGAUCAUUUUUGAACAUUUUAAUUAAAAUUAAAAAAUUGUGAUAACCUCAAACAGUAGUAACAUCUUUGACAAUUUUCACUUUCAAUGUUUUUUAAACAAUACAACAUGAUUCAUCAUUAAUCUGUAUGUUUAUUGGCUCA
Molecule: messenger RNA, 852 nt
Organism: Xyrauchen texanus (razorback sucker)
Lineage: Eukaryota; Metazoa; Chordata; Actinopteri; Cypriniformes; Catostomidae
Product: Golgi-associated plant pathogenesis-related protein 1
Exons: 5
Coding region: 200-652 (150 amino acids)
Cellular component (GO): extracellular region
Source: RefSeq, a predicted model, not a curated record